AUGAUGAAUUUCGAUAAUCUCUUUCGACGUUUUAUAUUAACCCAAUCAUUUGUACGUGGUUGGGGAAAUCCAUUUCAUUUACAAGAAAUUUUUAACUAUCGACGUGAAAAAAUUGGUGAACAAAAAGGUAAUCAAAAUUAUAUAAAUGCUGGAUUUCGUUCACCACUUGCCAGUUAUUUAUCACAUUUGGUUCCAUCUCAAGUAGCUACAGCUCAUUUUCAACUUGUUCUAUCACGUGAUCAUCGUUUUGGUAUUGAUUCAAUUCCAAUAGAAAUUUGUUAUGCUGGAACAGGUGAUCAUGGUUUUAGUCGACGAAGGUUAUUUACUGCAGUCUCAUUAAUUAAUCAAUAUCCUAUAGGUUCAAUUCUUCUUGAAAAUCCAUAUGAUGGUUUAAGAAAACCACCAGAUCAAUCUCGUUCAUCAUUAUUAUAUGUCACCAAUUUAUAUAUCACGGGUGAAGUACUUGUUUUAGAAACACUUAUGCUACUUCAUUGGUGUCAAAAUAUGAAAUUAACAUCAGCUAUUCUACAUGGUUUUUCUCUUGGUGGACAUAUGGUUUCAUUAGCAUUUACAAAAUGGCCUGAUCUACCUUCUCGACAAUUCUAUGAAAAUAAAGCCUCUCAAACAUUUUAUGAUUAUUUACGUGAACGAAAUCGAUCAAUAGAUUCAAAUAAAAUUGUUCUCAAUCUUAUUAAAGAUAUGAUGCGUCUUCUUAUGGAUGAAUUUACAUCUUUAUAUAAUUAUUCACGUUCAGUUCAAUCAAAUAUAUCUGAUGCUAUGUUUAUUGCUUACACACAUGAUGGUUAUGUAUUACGUGAUGGUAUUCCACUUAUGAAUGAUGAAUGGCCUGGUAUUCAUAUCCGAUAUACUCCUCAUGGACAUGUUAGUGCAUUUUUAUUUAAUCAAUCAGAUUUUCAUCAUGCUGCUGCUAAAAUGUUACAACGACAAGAAUCAAAUGUAAAAUUAAAAAACACAUCUAAUCAUAUCACCAAUUUCAGUUACUACACCUAAAAAUUCGUGAAGAUAUAUAUUUUUUUCAUAUAGAUAUUUUCUCGAAAAGUAUCAAAUAUUUCCUAGUUUUUGUGUUAUGAUUUGAAUAAUAACUCAGAGAAAAGAAAAGUUUUGAUCGAAUAUAAACUAGAUAAUAUAUUAAUCGUUUUGUUUUUUAAAUAUAAUUUGUAUGACUCUGGUAGAAACAUGAGCAAACAUUUUUUUGUCAUAUUUAUCAGCAAAUAAAUAUUGAGAGAACUUCUCCAACUGAUAUCCUCUGUUCGAGCUCAUAAGUAGGACUCAUAGUUAUGAUGAAAACAUUAAACAUGUUUGUGCUCUUAAGCCUUUCAUGAUUGUUCUAUUAAAUUUUCAGCAUAUUGCAGGAUAUUAGCAAAAACAAACUGCAAUAACGAGUCUCCAUUUGAAACUUUCUCCCAAUAACAGAUCUUAUAACAAUUAUUACAUUCUAAAAGUUUUAGCUCAAACGAAUGGAUCCAAGUCAAUCAAUCAGACAGUGAGAUCAACCACAGAUUCUUGCAUGUUCAUACAAGGUCGUACAAUUUGAUUUCACUAUAUUGUUUGAUUCCUUUAUCAUAACCCAUACAUGUUAGAGUUCUCUUCUUUAUAAAUUACCAUACCAUCCAUACGCAUACAUAGCCAACAUUUAUAUUUUUGGUAGCAUAACUGGAUACAGAUUUAUCUAUAUACCUUUACGCAGAAUUGGAACUGGUCUUUAUCAAUUCUCUUUCUUUUCGCAGAUGUGAACGAGAAGGAAAAGAACAGCGUGUGCAUUUAUAUGAUCAUGUCCUUAAUAUCAAAUAAAACUUAGUUAUUACUUGAAAAAGAAAAUGCAUAAUGCAAAAUAGUUUGUGUUAACAACAGAAGAAUUACUUGAAUUUUGUAUUAUAAAAAUAACUUUAUAAAAAAACUGAACUAUUCUUUUGCUUUAUUCGUAUCUGAACAUUUUAGGUAUUCACUCCAGAAUAUUGUGUAGUGAACAUGAAGGCACAAUAAAUAAAUUUUAUUUUGUAUUUUCAUAUAAUUUUGAAAUUAUUUAUAGAAGAUCAAUGAAGAAAUGUAUUUCUGUAUAAAACAUACUCUAUUGGUAUUUAAUGUUGAGAAGAAACUAAAAAUAAACAGAGCGAAAAAGAAAAUAUUAGUUUUUUUUACGAUUGCAUUUUAAUGUUGAUUAUUUCAAAUAAUGAAGAUAGAUAUUUUUUAUUUGUACUUCAGGGUUUACAUUCUUGUUAAGAUAUAAAUAGCCAGUAUUGACAUAAUCUGUAGCUAAAAGAUAAUAAAACUUCUCUAUCAUUGAAUCACUGUUUAUUUGCUUGAUAUCACAAACAGAUUGACAAAAAAACACAAGUUUUAUCAAGUCUAAAAUGCUGAUAUUAUAUACUGAGGGUGUGGGUGUGGGUGGGUGUGAGUGUGCAAGCAUAUAAUACCUACAUCCACACCCAUACUCACACCUCACACUCCACACCCACAUCCUUGGUCGGAAGCCCGGUACCGAAAACCUCUGAUUGGCUAAACUUCCAGCCUGAAAGAAUCUGAUUGGUCGAAUGCCCGAUUUCGAAAACCCUUGAUUGGCUGAACUCCCAGCCUGAAAGAAUCUGAUUGGUUCGGGACGCCCGAUAUCGAAAAAUCCUGAUUGGCUGGAAUUUCAACUUGAAAAAAUCUCAUUGCAAAUUGCGAGAUUCAAUUUCUCAGUGAUAUGCAAGGCAGAGCCCGCACAUAUACCCGUAAUUGGAUAGAGUGUCCUUGAUAACCUUAGGAUCGGCCCGAACAUGGCUGGCACCUAUUCUAAUCAGAGAUGUUCGUCGCGGUGCAACCAUCAACACAAUCGAACCGCGGCCGUGGUUCAAUUAUGUUGACUGUAGCGCCGCGAUGGACAUCUCUGGUCCUGAUAAUAAGAAGGAAAAGUCUUCCUAAAAUCUGAUUGGCCCAUUUUUCAACCAAUCACAUAGCAAGAAUCUAUUUCUCAGUGAUAUGUAAGGCGGAGUCCUCACAUAUAGCCCUCAUUCGAUAGAGCAUCCCCGAUAACCCUAGGAUGGACUCCAACGUGACUAGCAGUUGUCUUCAUAUUAAGAGAGAAAAGUCCUCUUGAAAUCUGAUUGGUCCAUUUUUCGGCCAAUCAGACACCGGAGAAACAUACAAAUUUCCAUUGUGAAGACUCCGUCCUUUUCGGAUGGAGAAAAACGUCUACCAUUGAACUUUGAAGGCGAUGUUUUUUUGACCUUUGAAUCCGACAAACAAACAGACAAACACAUUUUGUGUUUUUUUCGUAUGACCCUCUCUUCAGUCGAGGGAAUAACUUUCGCUGGAAUGAAUGCCAUUAUAUAUCAGUGCAAUUCGAUGCAACACCUAUUACUACGUUUUUUACUGAUAGAGUAAUGAAUCUAUUAUAAUUUUUCCGUUUGAAAUACUACUAAUAAUAACUGUACCCAUAUAUAUUCACUAUUUUGUAUUUAUUGUUGUCGGAAUAAACAAUGAAUCGAAUAAUCUUUUGUUUAUUGGAGAUCAUUGGAACUAUCCGUAUUUUAUAGUAGAAACAAUUACAUUCUGUUCGUUUAUUCACUUUAUAUAUAAACAUAUACAAUCAAGUUAAAUCAAAGAAAAAAAAGGAUGUCAACAAUCAAACGAUGUUUACAAUGGUUAUAUUCACCCGGCAAUGUCA
Messenger RNA from Rotaria sordida, 3667 nucleotides. The record is from the annotation of a GenBank genome assembly. NCBI's taxonomy places the organism in Eukaryota, Metazoa, Rotifera, Eurotatoria, Philodinida, Philodinidae.